Molecule: messenger RNA, 2568 nt
Organism: Labrus mixtus (cuckoo wrasse)
Lineage: Eukaryota; Metazoa; Chordata; Actinopteri; Labriformes; Labridae
Gene: ctsa
Product: cathepsin A
Exons: 14
Coding region: 23-1528 (501 amino acids)
Biological process (GO): proteolysis
Molecular function (GO): serine-type carboxypeptidase activity
Source: RefSeq, a predicted model, not a curated record
CCUCACGUGACGCUGCGGUCAUAUGACCUGCUGUUGCUAUUGCUAUGUCGGCAGCUGCUCUCACACACUCUUCCUGCUGCUGACCCAGCUGAACACAACCGACGAGAUGCAGGCCAUGUUUCUGUGUUACUUCCUGUUCUCACUGCUGGGCAGUGAAGCGGCUCCGGGUGCAGACGAGGUGAAGUACCUGCCCGGUCUGCAGAAACAGCCGAGCUUCAGACAGUACUCUGGAUACCUGAGUGUGGCCAACGGAAAACACCUGCACUACUGGUUUGUGGAGUCUCAGAAGGAGCCGUCCUCUGCGCCCGUGGUUCUGUGGUUAAACGGCGGUCCAGGCUGCAGCUCUCUGGACGGACUGCUGACUGAACACGGACCCUUCCUGAUCCAGGAUGACGGCGUGACGCUGCAGUACAACCCGUACUCCUGGAACAAGAUUUCCAACGUGUUGUACCUGGAGUCUCCAGCAGGCGUCGGCUUCUCGUACGCUGAUGAUCAAAACUACGUCACCAACGACACCGAGGUGUCCAUGAACAACUACCUGGCUCUGAAGGAGUUCUUCCGCCUGUUUCCAGAGUUCAGCAAGAACGAACUUUUCCUGACCGGAGAGAGCUACGGAGGAAUCUAUAUCCCGACGCUCGCCGAGAGAGUGAUGGAGGACGAGAGCCUCAACCUGCAGGGCGUUGCCGUGGGAAACGGGAUGUCGAGUUACGAGAUGAACGAUAACUCUCUGGUUUACUUUGCGUAUUAUCACGGGCUGCUGGGGAGUCGACUGUGGAGCGAGCUGCAGACGUUCUGCUGCAAGGGCGGGAAGUGCAACUUCUACGAUAACCACAACCAGAACUGCUCGCUCAGCCUGUCUGAGGUUCAGGACAUCGUCUACAGUUCAGGUCUGAACAUGUACAACCUGUACGCCCCCUGCCCAGGUGGAGUCCGCCAGAGAGUCAGUAUUGAAAAAGGUGAGCUGGUGAUCCGAGACCUGGGGAACUCGUUCAUCAGUCAUCAGUGGACUCAGCUGUGGAACCAGAAGUUACGAGGUCUGGCGUCCCUCCACGGCCUGAACGUCCGUCUGGACCCCCCCUGCACCAACUCCACCCCCUCCUCCCUCUACCUGAACAACCCGUUCGUCAGAGGUGCUCUGCACAUCAGCCCUAAAGCUCUGGACUGGGUCAUCUGCAGCUCUGAGGUGAACCUGAACUACGGCCGUCUCUACAUGGACGUCAGGAAGCAGUACCUGAAGCUGCUGAGUGCGCUGAAGUAUCGUGUCCUGGUGUAUAACGGUGACGUGGACAUGGCGUGCAACUUCAUGGGAGACGAGUGGUUCGUUGAAUCUCUGCACCAGCAGGUGGAGGUUCAGAGACGUCCGUGGCUCUACGACGACGAGGAGGGUCGGCAGGUCGGAGGCUUCGUCAAAGAGUUCGAUAACAUCGCCUUCCUCACCGUCAAGGGAUCUGGUCACAUGGUUCCAACGGAUAAACCAAUCGCUGCGUACGCCAUGUUCUCCAGAUUCAUCACCAGACAACCGUACUGACCUCUGACCUCUGACCUGCUGCUUCACCUUCACGCUGCAUCCAAAUUGUCAAGUACCUACUCAAUCUGUCAGUAGGCAGUACCUACUAUUCAGUAGGCAGAUAUUUGUUCCUACUUCUUCUGAUUCAUUCAGUAUGGAAGUGACGUCAUUUACGUUUCCCGAACCGGCUGCAUUUUUUUUUUUGUUUUGUUUUUUUUUUGUUUAUCUUUAUUCAAGAAGAGUAAUGCUCAUAUACAGUCAGGUAAACAAAAAACAAUAUCACAAUGUAAAUCAAGUAAAAGAUUAAAUAAGUAAAUAACAUACAGUACAUAAAGAACAAAGUAAAGACAGUAAUAUACAGAAUAUAAAAUAAACCAAUAAAGACACAUUUAAAUAGUGAAAUCAUUAUUUAAAUAGAGGGAGAAAGGUUUUAUAAUAAUGCAGAUAUUUGUUAUAUUUUCUGUUGUUAAUUUAAAGUAGUGAUUUCAGUCGGGACUUUAACUCUAGAUUAAAAAUUGAUUCAAUUAAUCCACGCUCGUUUGUUUUGAUUUGGAGGCGCGCGUGACGUGACGAUUUAAGUUUAAAUUCACACAGCAUUGUGGGUAAGAUACAAUUCAUAUCCUGAAAGGAUGCAUGCGAUCCAUACUGCAUGAAACCCAGAAGUUAGUAUCCAUACUGAAAUGUUCAGUAUACUGAGGUGGACCCAAAAAAUGACCACGAGAGUUCAGAAUACUGAAACUCCUACUGAAAAGUACUGACUACUGAACUGUGACUAUUCGGAAAGGGCCUUUGAUUUGAUGGGAUUAUUUUCUUCACACUGCCAGCCAAUCAGCACAGUUCUGCCCUUUUUCUGCCUGGCAACCAGGUUAUUGUUACAGAAAAUUAAGUGUCAACCUCAGCCAAUCACAUUACUCCCACUGGUCUACCUGCUCUAACGGCCGCCAUGGCAACAUGUGGUUGUCGUUGAAACGUGCACUGCCCUACUCCCACUACUCUGAAUGUGAAACUUUUUUUGGGUGUUUGUUGAUUUUUAAAAGGGAAAUAAAAGUAUUAAUCUCAAA